CUGCAAGUAGAACAAGGUGAGGGAUGGGUCCAAGCUCUAUGUUGAGGAAACUAGUCCUACAUCUAAGUUUGUAUUUAAGGAGUUACAAUGACAUUAUUUUACUUUAGGAGUGGCUCCCAGUACUUGUAAGAGUCACGAGUUAUGAGAGAUUGUAAGCCCACAAGGCUAUUCUAAUUUCUUUUUUGUUUCUUUUUUCUCUUCUCUUGUAUACCUACGUACAAGCAUACAUUGCAGCUCCUGAAUUUCCCAACCGUGGCCAUGGACUUGAUGCACGAGUUGUUUAACAUUGUACUUCCUCCAAUAAACAUCAUAUUGAUCCUAUGUUUCUUACCACCCUAUCUUGUCUUCAAGAUUCUGUAUUACAUUAAAAGGCAUAUAUCCAUAGAAAAUGUUGCCGGAAAAGUAGUACUCAUCACCGGAGCAGCCAAGGGAAUCGGCGAGCAAUUGGCUUAUGAGUACGCAAGGAGAGGAGCUUGUUUAGUCCUGGUCGACAUAAAAGAAGACCGCCUUGGACCAGUUGUUAAUAAAGCUAGACAACUUGGCUCGCCUGACGUUAUAUCAAUCGGUGCAGAUGUUUCAAACAUUGAAGAUUCUCAGAGAUUUAUUGAGGGUGCAAUAAACCAUUUCGGCAGAUUGGAUCAUCUAGUGAACAAUGCUGGAGUUGGAACAGAUUCCAUUACUAACGACAAUGUAUUCAUCAAACCUCGUCGAGUAAUGGAAAUAAAUUAUUGGGGUACAGUAUACAGCACCCAUUUUGCCAUCCCGCAUCUAAGCAAAAGCAAAGGCAAGAUCAUGGUGACUGCUUCAGGUUUAGGAUGGUUCCCUACUCCCAAAACCGGUUUCUAUGGUGCUAGCAAGGCAGCUGUAAUAAACUACUAUGAGUCGCUGAGAAGUGAAAUUGGGUGCGACAUUGGCAUAACAAUAGUAACUCCUGGACUAAUUAAGACGGACAUGUCUGAUGAGCUCGAGAAAAAUAAAGGUGUGAAUUUGAUUGUGCCAUUAGAAUCAAAAGAAUCAUGCGCCAAGGCAAUGGUGAACAGUGUUUGCCGUGGAGAUAAGUACUUGGUGGAGCCAUCAUGGAUAAGGAUCCUAUUUUCUUGGAAGGUUUUUUACCCUGAAAUUGUAGAGUUUGGCAACCACUGGGCUAUUUUCAGGAACCGCGGCACUCCGAAGAAAAGCCCAAUUCAAUCACCUGAAGCCAAGGCAGAGUAAAAUCUUUUAUCAUGAUUAAUUAUUGCUUUAUUUACCCAUUGAAGAAGACAAAAUCUAGGAACCUGUCCGUAUAAUCUUAUGAAGCAUGUUGGACAACUUUUCUAUAUUACUUUCUUUUUACAUUAAUGACUCCUUUAUUAAGACAUAAGCUCUUGUUUGUAAAUCAUUAUAUGUUUAUUAAGCUAAACAAGCUUACAUGACGUUAUCCUUAUAUUCUUCAA
Molecule: messenger RNA, 1433 nt
Organism: Ricinus communis (castor bean)
Lineage: Eukaryota; Viridiplantae; Streptophyta; Magnoliopsida; Malpighiales; Euphorbiaceae
Product: 11-beta-hydroxysteroid dehydrogenase-like 4A
Exons: 6
Coding region: 259-1212 (317 amino acids)
Molecular function (GO): oxidoreductase activity
Source: RefSeq, a predicted model, not a curated record